Molecule: messenger RNA, 871 nt
Organism: Scleropages formosus (Asian bonytongue)
Lineage: Eukaryota; Metazoa; Chordata; Actinopteri; Osteoglossiformes; Osteoglossidae
Gene: sumo2b
Product: small ubiquitin like modifier 2b
Exons: 4
Coding region: 77-364 (95 amino acids)
Molecular function (GO): protein binding
Source: RefSeq, a predicted model, not a curated record
UGAACGUGGGCGGUGACGUGCGCGUUCCCGUCGACUCUUUUGUGUGGCGGCGUACAGAAACGCAUACAGAAUAGCCAUGGCGGACGAGAAACCUAAGGAAGGGGUGAAGACGGAGAACAACGACCACAUCAACCUGAAGGUUGCAGGGCAAGACGGCUCUGUGGUGCAGUUCAAGAUUAAGAGACACACUCCGCUCAGCAAACUCAUGAAGGCAUACUGCGAGAGGCAGGGCUUGACGAUGAGGCAGAUUCGGUUCCGUUUCGACGGGCAGCCAAUAAACGAGACGGACACGCCGGCACAGUUGGAAAUGGAGGAUGAAGAUACGAUCGACGUUUUUCAGCAGCAAACAGGAGGCCUCUACUAAAAGUCACUCCCCAGCCAACUUCCACCACAAAUCCUGCUUUUCCAAUAUUUCACCCCAAGUUCUUACCUUUGGACAUUACCAGUUAGACGUUUUCAGUAAAACAUAACUGCUGUUGUAUAGUGUUUUCAUUCUCGCUUUAUUCCUUCUUUUUGUACAUAAACAACCUCAACUGUAAAGAAAAUAAACACAUUUAGCUAUUUAGAGGUGGCAACAAAUGCUGAAGGAGGCCUCGGCAAAACCUGGUGAUGGCCGCUGCGUGAAGAAGCCCCAGGAUGUCACUGUUGAUCCUCAUCCGCACUUGAGAAUGAGGCUGGCUGUCCAACUUAAUUUUCUGUUACCUGUUUCAGAAAAUUGAUUUUAUAUCUUUUUUAUAUUGUAGUGAUAUAUGUGUAGAAAACUGUCUUAAAUGUAAUUUGACUAGGCCACCUUUAAAACGACAACCCCGGAAGACGGAAUUUAGUCGAGUUAAGCAUCUGUAUUGUCUAAUAAAAUUCUUGUUAAAAUUAA